Messenger RNA from Penicillium angulare, 429 nucleotides. RefSeq names its product succinate dehydrogenase assembly factor 4. The coding region runs from base 1 to 429 and encodes 142 amino acids. The transcript has a single exon. Gene Ontology annotation, cellular component: mitochondrion. The record is from RefSeq and is a predicted model, not a curated record. Gene Ontology annotation, biological process: mitochondrial respiratory chain complex II assembly. NCBI's taxonomy places the organism in Eukaryota, Fungi, Ascomycota, Eurotiomycetes, Eurotiales, Aspergillaceae.
AUGGCAUUUUAUCUUGCUUUGCCCCGUGGCCGUCUCGCAUCCCUUACGAAGGGUACUGUCACCAUUCGAUCGAUCUCCACUACUACCGCCCUGCGCAACUCCAACGACGACAAGAAGCCCUCGCUUGCAUUCGGCGGCGGUCCCGCUCCGCCACGUCUACCUAAGGAAGAACAGGAGAUCUUUGAAGAGCUCCAGCGUCGCUCUACUGGCGCUUUCAGCACACCACAAGUCAACCAAUCACCCCAAGCGGGAAUCAAGGUCAACGGCAAUGGCGAGGAGCUUCAUCCGGAUGCGCCACAAGGGCUAAAGCCCGAGUUCGAGGGCGAGAAGAACCCGAAAACUGGGGAGGUCGGUGGACCCAAAAAUGAGCCUCUCCGAUGGGGCUCUGCCGGUGAUUGGAGUUAUGGUGGCCGUGUAACAGACUUCUAA